UGCGCGCCUGUCAAACAAACGAGGCUUCAAUUUCUUUAGCGGCCUCGUGGUGUUGUGAAAGUUAAAUUUGGAGAAAAAGAGCGAUUUUUGCUACAAAUCCAACAGUUUAAGCUGUGGAAUUUAGUCAGAUAUAAAUCUGGAUAUAAUGCGCCCAAAGAGAGCUAGAGACAUGGAAAGUCCUUGGAAUGCAUAUGACAGCGAGGGAAAAAGAAUUGUAAAUGCGGAGGAUGUGCCAAGCUCUAAAAGGAGGAGGGGAAAUCUUGCUAAAGACAGUGUUAGAAUCCUAAAGCAAUGGUUGUAUGACCACAGGUACAAUGCAUACCCAACUGAUCAAGAGAAAGUUUACCUGUCAAAUGCUGCAAAUUUGACAGUUUUGCAGGUCUGUAAUUGGUUCAUCAACGCUCGACGACGCAUCCUUCCAGAAAUGAUCAAAGAGGAUGGGCACGAUCCAGAACAAUAUAUGAUAACACGUAAACACAAGCAGUCAUUGCUGGAUAGAUUUGAUGAGAGAAUGAUUAAACAGUCGGAUAGCUCUUAUUCAGACUCUAAUGUGAUACCAUAUAAAAUUGGCCGUCUUGAAAGUGUCAUUUCAUCCCAGUCACAAAGAAUGCCAGAAAUUGAUGGCUAUAUGUCUGAUUACGAGGCAUCUUCUUCUAGUGACAAUUUUUCUGAAUCAGAAGGAAGUGGCGAUAGUUUACAUGGCGUUCAUUUCAGUCAUCAUCAUCAUGGUCAGAUGCUUGCACCAAACAGCCUGAUCAUCUACAAUCACGACAAUGGAUCUCAGUCUGAUGGGCAGAGUGAGUGUUCCAGUGGGAAUACACCACCUCCGUCACCUCCAACACAAAGUCCGAAUGUGAUCGUAAAACCUGUUGAGGAAGACAGAUUCCGUCCAUUCUUUAUGUUAGUAGAUGUUGCCAUGAACGAACUUGAGAAACAAAAAGAAAGUGAAUCAAAUUGAUCAAUUGAUUGUUACAAAAUGAAGAAGAAAAUCAGGAUUACUAUGCAAUUCAUUCCAUAUGUGGUUUUGACAUUGAGGUUGCAUUUAAAACUUGGAAUUGGCAUAAAAAAUCAUUGUGUUAAUGGAUAAAAAUUAUUCAGUGAUGCUGAAGUGCCGUUGAAUGUGUUCAAAUUUGUUUGUUUUUUCAGUCUAUGCAUUUAGUUGAUUUUACUGUCUUGUUAUGUUUAUUUUUCUACUAAAUAUACCCCUUAUCAGUGCUUAACUUCAUUAUCUUUGAAGCAUCCAUAUCUCACAAAUUAUCUUUGUCAUAUUGUGUUUCCCAUAGACUUGUUUUUACAAGGAAAUUGAUCAUUAGAUAAUUUUAAGAUUUUUAUCUUCAACUUUGAGACUUAUUGUGAUCGAGGUCGACUUGUAUGUUUGUGUUAUUCGCACCAAAAGUUUAAUAUUGAAUGUUUUGUUUUAUGAAUUUAUUUGGAAUAGGUUAUAGACUUCUACAUGGGUCUCUUUAUUAUUAAAGUUUAUACUGUUGAUAAAAGUUUGAAUUUAAAUCUGUUUUGUUUUUUGGGUUUUUUUUUUUCACACUAUACCUACUGAAAUUGAAUUUAAGUUCUUAUGCUGAGAUAACUGUUGCGUCAUAUUGGUUUCUAUAUAUAAAAAACACAUUUUUCUUCAACAAGGAAGCAUUAUCAAUCAAAUGUAUUAAAAUUGGAUGUAUAGAUCUCUAUGUAGAAUGACACACUAUUAAUCACUAACUAAUACAUUUAUUUGUUUAUGGCUGACACCUUUGCAUCUUUGUGACAAUAAUAUAUCCCCUAGAGCAGUUUGGAUUAUUUUAUUGAUAAAAGGGAUUUUCUGGCAUGGCUUCAUGAAGGGUUUUGAUGUUUAUCCAAACUCUUUUUUUUUUUGUUAUUAAAGAGACUUGCAAUGAAAACAAGACUUUGAAAAAUCAAUAGCCAUUAAAUAAACAGGAAGUUAAAUGUUAAAACAUGAUCAAACUGUUAAAUUGAUCCUUUUGAGGUGUUAUUUUUCAUGCAGUUGAAUAAGGUAUUAAUAUGCAGCAGAGCUCCAGAUAAGCUUUUGGUGCAAUUGGGUAUUUACCCAUCACUUUUUGUCUGAAUUGGGUACUGGAAAUUUGAAUUGGGUAAAAAUAAUAUCAUUACCCAGCCUUUUCAGAAGUAAUUGGGUAUUUGCUAAAACCAAUUGGGUAUUUUACCAAUCUCGCACUAACAAUUGAGUAUUUUUUUUGCUUACAGUAUACAUGGUAUAUAUCAUUAAACAGGACUGACUAAGUAUUUUAAUGGCACCCUUCAAUGUUUAAUACAAAAAUGUAUUUAAAAUUGUAAUGAAUGUUUCAUACUGUUGUUUUCUUUUUCACUUUUAAUGCAGUCUGAGAUCAGUUCAUCCACAAUAUCCCGAACGAUGUGGUCACCGCAAUUUGCAUUUUCCCAAAAGAUGUCAUCCAGUAUUGGUGACACUACAUCGUCACAAACAGAUAACUGUCAUUGUUGAACAGCAAAAUAUCCUACUAAUUUGUUUGUUUGUGCUGCAACAAUGUUUUUUCCUGCAACCUCAUUUAUCGGCGUAAAAUUGUUUACAAAGCGUCCAAAUAACACCGAUCAGCCGACUGAAUGGUCCUGUUAUUUUUCCGAUAACUUGCAACCUGUUCUGCAGUAACGUAUAACCAGUCAGUCAAAUCUAGCGUUAAAGUCUCGUACCCGUUCUAGUUAUAAGGAAAAUGCGAUACGCAAGCUAUUUUUUACGAAUUGGGUAUUAGGAAUUUUAAUUGCGUUUCAGUACGCACACUGUAUGAAUUCAAUUGGGUUUUCUGCAAUUUUAAUUGCGUAAAUACGCAAAUACGCAGCUUAUCUGGAGCUCUGAUGCAAACUGAAUUGUUAUUUGUGGUUCUGUGGUAUUUUGUGUUUGAUAUGAUGAAAGGGAGUUAAGAGUCUGGGAUAAUAAAACUGUUGUUGGCUGUUUUUUUCUUCCAAUGUGGGAGACCUGAAUUUAAUGUAGUGGAAUAUUUAGACAUGAUUAUAUAUAAUUCUUACUGUCAGGUGAUUUUUGUAUUCAAUAAAAAGUUGUGUCGCUAUUAAAUUUCUUGAUUAUAUGGGGAAUAUCUCUUUAAAAUUUUUAUUUGGGGAGAAUGAAGAAUCAAGUUUGAUAUUUUUAAUUUGAAAUAUUUACAAUGGGUUUGUAGGCAGUUUAUUAACUUUCUUAGUGCAUAAUUGAGCUACAUAGGCAAUUAUUUUUCAAAGGGAUAAUUGGGAAUAUUUUGAUGUUUCUAUUGAUUCAACAAAUUUAUUACUGUACAGUUAAACUUGUAACAAUAUAAAUGAACUAUUAAAUUUUAUGAAUGGCCUAGAUAAAACAUGAAAUUGUGACAGAUGUCUUAUAUUAAAUUUCUUUUGAAAACGUCUCAUUUUACCCAUAGUAGUAAAAUUCAGACAUACCUUUGUCUUGCUACGUUUGCAAUUUAUAGCCUAUUGAAACUAUUCCCAUUCUAGUGAAGAAAAUUUUAGUGAUACUCUAGUUUUCUGUGGAACAAAUGCUAGUAUCUCUAAAAGCGGCAAAUUUUAACCGAUACUGUGGAAAUUUAAAAAAGGUGGAGAUAUCAGUAAUUGCAAAUUGAGGUGUUGACAAUAAGUUUAAGUAAUUGCUGUAUAGAUAGCACUUUGGAGCAUCAGUAAAAUCAAAGAAGUUAUUUCUCUUGAAAGUUCAAAAGGAAAUAAAAAUAACAAUCCUUUAUUGUUUACUACUACUAUGCAUGUUUUUUUUGCUCACACAUCUCUUUAUAUUUCUAGUGUGAAAAUAAUGCUAUCUGAUCUUCAAAUGGGAGUAAUUACCUUCUACCAUGACUUGAAAUUUAUACAGGUUGAUGCAUCAAUAUAUUCAUAAUUUUAACAUGUCCUAAACAUUGCGGAAUGAUACUAAUUUCACUUGGGAAAUGAUUACAUUUUACUCAGUCUUUAUCAUAGACCCCCCUGUGUAAAAUCUCAAACUUGAAACUAAAGUAAAUUAUUAAAUCCAUAAUUUUUUCAAUGAAACUUAAAAGUUAUAUAGUUUGUAGCAUCGUCUGGGGCAUGUGCAGUCAAAAAUCUAAUUUGAUUUCAGAAAUAGUGUGAUAUUCAUUUCUAAAGUCACUAUUAUGUUCAUUAUAAAAAUACUUCGUUUUACCCAAAAUGCAGCUCUCUGAUUGGUCAGUUAAAACUCCUGAUGUCAUGAUAAAGUUAUGAAUUAUUGAUAUUAGCUGAGAAAAGCAAACUAAUCAACACCCAUAUCCUAUAGCAAUACCUACUUUAGUAAAAUUGAAUACUUUCUGUCUGGAACCUUUGCACUAGCCAAGUGUGAAAUUAGCAGGCAUUUCUGUUCAUAGGUUGGUCACCAACUAGUACCAUUUUUGUGCCUUAUAAUGUGUUACUGUUGAAACAAAAUCAUGUGUAGAUUUUAUACUUUGUUACCAAGUUUUCUUGUAUAUACAUUGAUCAUUUUUGUUAGUAUUAAAUUUGUAUGUCUGAAUUUGUGAACAUUUUAAUAAAAAUGUAGACUUACUGGUACAGUG
Mercenaria mercenaria is the source of this 4517-nucleotide messenger RNA. Its product is annotated as homeobox protein TGIF2-like. Lineage: Eukaryota; Metazoa; Mollusca; Bivalvia; Venerida; Veneridae. Gene Ontology annotation, molecular function: DNA-binding transcription factor activity, RNA polymerase II-specific; RNA polymerase II cis-regulatory region sequence-specific DNA binding. The transcript has 2 exons. Bases 146 to 958 code for a protein of 270 amino acids. The record is from RefSeq and is a predicted model, not a curated record. Gene Ontology annotation, biological process: regulation of transcription by RNA polymerase II.